AAUCUCAAAAUCCAUCACUAGGUCAAGGAAAUCCUCCUCUAAUAUCCAUGUCCUUCCCUGGGAAUAAUUCAGAGAACUGCACAUGGGACUGGCUGGUUGAGAAAUUGAUCAAUAAGGGAUUUAUAUGAAAUGUUUAUUAUAUUUAGCUUUUCAUGGUGGAUCUGCUUAAGUAGUAAGGAAACGUCGCUGCUGUAAAGGACUGAAAUCAUUAUUAGAAGCAGCAGAUUAUAUUCCCAAGUCUUCCUCAAUUACCCAAGGUAAGACAAACUUCACCAUGAAGGUAGGAGUGAUUGAAACCCACCACUCCCAUACAGUUGUUCCCAGCGUAGUAGUGCAAGACACCAGUGAGGACCCUGGGCUGAUGGACAAAGGGGAUAAUAGGCAACGGUAUCUACCUGGUGCACUUGCACGCUACAAUAUUAACAACAAUAGUAAUAAAGAUGAAGAGAAGAAAAAGAAAAAAGAAAAGAAGAGCAAGUCAGAAAAACAAAAGGAUGGAGAAACACAAAAGAACAAGGAAAAAAAGGAGAAAAACAAAAAUAAAGAUAAAGAUAAGUCGAAGAAAGAAAAUAAAGAGGAGAAGAAGAAUGAUAUUUUCAUUAUUGAUCCAGCAGGAAAUAUGUAUUACAACUGGUUGUUUUGCAUCACAAUGCCUGUCAUGUACAACUGGACCAUGAUUAUUGCUAGAGCCUGUUUUGAUGAGCUUCAGCAUGACUACUUAACAGUAUGGUUUGUUAUUGAUUAUGUUUCUGAUGCCGUCUACAUUGCUGACAUGUUUGUACGGACAAGAACAGGUUACCUGGAGCAAGGUCUUCUGGUGAAAGAUGAACAAAAGCUUCGAGAGAAAUAUAAGGCAUCUUUUCAAUUCAAAUUAGAUUUUCUGUCAAUCAUACCAACUGAUCUCUUAUACCUUAAGGUAGGACUGAAUUACCCAGAAUUAAGAAUAAACAGACUAUUCAGAGUAGCUCGGAUGUUUGAAUUCUUCCAGCGAACAGAAACAAGGACAAACUACCCAAAUAUCUUCAGGAUCUCUAACCUUGUCAUGUACAUCGUGAUUAUUAUUCACUGGAAUGCCUGUGUGUACUACUCGAUUUCGAAAGCCAUUGGAUUUGGGGCUGACACAUGGGUCUACCCCAACACCUCUGAUCCUGAAUUUGCCCGUCUGAUUAGAAAGUAUGUCUACAGUCUCUACUGGUCAACACUGACCCUGACUACUAUCGGUGAAACACCCCCUCCUGUAAGAGAUUCUGAGUAUUUCUUUGUGGUCGUUGACUUCUUGGUUGGAGUAUUGAUUUUCGCUACCAUUGUUGGUAACGUGGGCUCUAUGAUCUCCAACAUGAAUGCUGCCAGGGCAGAGUUUCAAGCAAGGAUUGAUGCUAUCAAGCAGUAUAUGCACUUUCGGAAUGUGAGUAAAGACAUGGAAAAAAGAGUUAUAAAGUGGUUUGACUACCUGUGGACAAACAAAAAGGCUGUGGAUGAAAGGGAAGUAUUGAAGUAUUUGCCAGAUAAAUUAAGAGCAGAAAUUGCAAUCAAUGUUCACCUGGAAACGCUCAAAAAAGUUCGGAUUUUUGCAGACUGUGAAGCUGGUCUGUUGGUUGAACUGGUCUUGAAACUCCGGCCACAAGUAUACAGUCCUGGAGAUUACAUUUGCAGAAAAGGAGAUAUUGGACGAGAGAUGUAUAUUAUCAAAGAAGGCAAGCUGGCAGUAGUCGCUGAUGAUGGAAUUACCCAAUUUGUGGUCCUAAGUGAUGGCAGCUAUUUUGGAGAAAUCAGCAUUCUUAACAUCAAAGGUAGCAAAGCUGGCAAUCGAAGAACAGCCAAUAUUAAAAGUAUUGGAUACUCGGACUUGUUUUGUCUGUCUAAAGAUGAUCUCAUGGAGGCUUUAACAGAGUAUCCAGAUGCAAAGGCUAUGCUGGAAGAAAAGGGCAAGCAAAUCCUAAUGAAAGAUGGGUUGCUGGACAUUGAAGUUGCAAAUUUAGGAAGUGAUCCUAAAGAUCUGGAAGAGAAGGUCAGCUAUAUGGAAGGAGCGAUGGACAGAUUACAAACAAGGUUUGCCAGAUUGUUGGCUGAGUAUGAAGCCGCACAACAGAAACUGAAAAAAAGACUUACGCAAGUCGAGAAAAUAUUGAAGCCAGUUAUAGAGCAAGAAUUUGCAGACUUAGAAGCAGCAGAAGCAUCCACAGAUAAACCUGGAGAGUCAAAAGCAGAAUAAACCACUGGAGGUUGCCAAUAAGACUUGGGGUCGAAUCCUGCAUGGGGCUUAAUACAUUCAUUUCUAAUCUUUGUAGGACUUGACUAUUGAUUAUGAAAAAUUAUUUGUUGAGGUAAUGUCACAAUUUCCUACAAGCAGCACAUACUUGGCUGGUUUCAGGAAAAAAAGAAUCAAGAAUGAGGAUGGAAGGUAACACCUUGCUCUCGCACAAAGAUGGUAUUAUUUGCUAAUGCAUUAUGUACUCUUUAUGUAACACUGCUCUACAGCAAAUGCAAUCUCUAUACAGUCACAUACUGGCAACUAUUGAGAAUUUUGCUGACUUAAAAUAAUUUCUUCACGUCUACCUAUGGAAAAAACGAAAAGUUUGAUAACAAUUACAUUAUUUGAAAUCAAUACAGGCAUGAGCCAUGAUAUUAAAUUUGUGUAUAAACAAGCACAUUUUAAUAUCUAUUGAUUGACAUAAGACUAAUUAAGUAUGAGAUACUGUAUAAAUAAUUAGGUAUCUUUACAAUGCAAUUGUCAGUACUGAAGACUGUAAGAUUUGGGUAAUGUUAUUACUUCAUUGGGUCCACCUUCGCUGAUUUCUUGAAAUGUAAGUGGGCAGUUCUAAACGGUCCUUUUUUUUGGAUAUUACAUACAAAGGCUGCAAUAGAGAGAGGAGAAAAUACAACUUUUUGCAAGCAUCAGUACGGAUGGCUCAAAAUUUAGCUGUUCUUUCCAUAGUAAUAAGAAAUACAUAAUAGUGAAGACUGUUCUGCUCCAUGUAAUCAUAUGGCUGCUGAACAUGGACUAUCAAGUUUUUAAGAUCUGUGCUUAAAAAUUUUAAUGUCACUAAUGUAACAGUUGUGGAUGCUGUCAGAGUGCAAGGGGCAGACACGACAGAAAGAGGCCAAACUCUCCCUACAGUGUCUUCUGUAGCUGCUGUUGGGAAAAUAAUACAAUGACUAAACAGGUUAGUUUUUUCAUGGAUAGGGUAUUUAUUUCUUCUAUUUGUAACUAGUACUAAGGUAGAAAAAACUACUGUUUCAUAUGUCAGAUAUGUUUUCAACUACUUUAAGAAGUAUUCUCUUCUUGGAUUUUUUCCCUAAUUUAUGUCUUUUUCUAUCGGCAAAAAUUGAUUUUAUUACAGUUGUGGUCUCAGCUGGGUAUAUUCAAGCUGGAUAUUUUCAGUGGACUUUGACCACAGCCACUUCACAUUGGAAAAGUUUGAUGACAGGAAGUGAAGAAAGAGACUGCAAGGAGAGAAUGGAUAAUUUUGGUUUAAGGGCAAUUUGAUUAUCCCGGGCAACUGGACUGCCACUCUUAAAAAGUAUAUGUGUAAAUGUUACUAUCACUUGAUAAUAUCUCUAUACUUUCAUUCUUCUCCUUAAUAAGAUAGAGAUAUUAUAAACUGGAUCUUUUGUAAAGUGCAUUCAUUACUGUUUGUUUUAUUUUUUGUAAUGUUAACAGAUUUCCAGAAUGUCAGAGAUCUAUAAAUAACUCCUGAUUUCACUGCAAGGAUUAAAUGUUAUGAAGUAAUUAAUGCAUAGGAUAUAUAUGGAACAAGAGCAACAAAUGUAAAUAUGAAACGGCUGUUAAUACACUGUUGAUCCUGUGCUUCGAAUGACAAAUGGCAUAAUGUGCUGGUGAGGGGAAAGGCUAUGUCAUCGUUUCAUUAAAGACUCUGUCUGUGCACACAAGAACAAGCAUUACUCUGACAUUUAACCAUAUUGUGAAUGUUGGAUUUUGCAAUCAGCAUUCUUCCUAUUCAGGUCUUGAAUAUAAUUUGCAAUCUGUAUGGCAGCAGCAUACUAUAGGGCUGCGUCAUAUUUCAGUAGGCACUUAGGAAGCACUUUCUCCUUUGUUGAAGAGUUUAAGACUUUGUAUUAGAUAAAUGUGUGAUAUGAUAAAGAGUUUUAAUAAAGGCAGAGAUCUACUGUUCACAUUUUUUCUUUUAUUGAUCCUUCAGACUAUGAUAUGAGUUGUUGUCACUAGCUGCCUCUUUCGUGAGACUAAAAAUUCAUUGAUCUAAACCAUUUCAAAAUAAAACAGAAAACCAGAA
This is a messenger RNA of Tyto alba (common barn owl), 4253 nucleotides long. RefSeq names its product cyclic nucleotide gated channel subunit alpha 1 (gene CNGA1). Gene Ontology annotation, cellular component: intracellular cyclic nucleotide activated cation channel complex; plasma membrane. Bases 275 to 2212 code for a protein of 645 amino acids. Gene Ontology annotation, biological process: monoatomic cation transmembrane transport. The record is from RefSeq and is a predicted model, not a curated record. Lineage: Eukaryota; Metazoa; Chordata; Aves; Strigiformes; Tytonidae. The transcript has 8 exons. Gene Ontology annotation, molecular function: intracellularly cAMP-activated cation channel activity; cGMP binding; protein-containing complex binding.